Molecule: messenger RNA, 654 nt
Organism: Hevea brasiliensis (rubber tree)
Lineage: Eukaryota; Viridiplantae; Streptophyta; Magnoliopsida; Malpighiales; Euphorbiaceae
Exons: 1
Coding region: 1-654 (217 amino acids)
Source: RefSeq, a predicted model, not a curated record
AUGGCGAUCUCAAUUGAAGAUUACGAAAUCUAUUGCAAUGUGAUUCCACUUCACAACAUUGUUGAACCACAGGAUGCUUCCUUCUCAAGAAAUAUGUUCUCCAUCAAGGUCAUCGCCACCUUCAUGCCUCAUCUUGAUUCAGCGAUGGAGGAAGCAGAUGAUGAUGAAUCAAAUUCACUGCUUCUUUACGCCAACUUGGAAUGUGACACUAGCCAACGCACAUUCCUAGUUGAACGCGACCGUUUCUUGCAUCCAGAAAUAUCCAGGUCUACUGUUCGUCAAAUUCUUCUUGAUAUGAAUGUUCCUAUUCAGGAAUUCUUGAUAGAACAGAUUAUGUAUAACGUUCGUCGAUUUGGAACUGACCAUGAUAAAUACAAUGUGAGUCCUCGUAAGGUUCUGCAUUUGGUGGUUAACAUUGAAGUUCCUGCAAUAAUCUCUGAGGUUGCGAGUGAUGAUGAUCCCGCAGAUUUAAGCCUGCUAGUGCCUGCAACUAAAUCAUCCAUUGAAGCUUUGGAGAUUGUGAAAGUUGACCGUCCUAUGAAUCAACAGUCCUGUAGUUGUUUAGAGGAGAUUUUGAUUGGUUCAGAAGCAAUUUGCAUGCCACUACAAGAAAAAAGGAGAUUUGAAACCAAAUCAGUGAAAAUCUGUUUCUAA